Durusdinium trenchii is the source of this 459-nucleotide messenger RNA. The record is from the annotation of a GenBank genome assembly. NCBI's taxonomy places the organism in Eukaryota, Dinophyceae, Suessiales, Symbiodiniaceae.
AUGAAGGGCCGGGGACUAUGUGAUGAUGACCUUCGUCACAUUGAAGCACGCAUUCGAAGCAACAGGGCAGAGUCGCUGGAACGUUAUGGUGAAGUUCAAGCAAUGAUGGUUGAGCUGACUGGCGUUCAGCAAUCAAUGAAAGAAGUAAUUCAGCACCUCGAAGACCGCUUGGAGAAAAUGCAGUGGCAAGUGGUAAAGGCUGUGGAGAUGGCUCGCCAAGCCCAGGAAGCAAAGGAGGUGGAGACACACAAAGACCAGCGGGAAGAGCUUAAUAGACUGAAUUUGACUGCGAUGUGUGAGGAAGCGCAGCGAAUAUUUCACGAGAAAGCUUCAGACUUUGCAAGAGCACAGCUCAUCAUGAAAGAAGCAAGAACCGAAGCAGAGGAAGCCCUUCAACUCAGAUGGAGCCGCCCUUGGGUGCAGGAGAUGGACGAGCUGGGCCGGAAGGCGGUGAGCUGA